CUCCCAUACAUAGAUGCCGCCACUCACCACGGCGGCAGUCGUUCUUUUCCUUGUGAUGGACACAAUCCGGACUACCAAGGCGACUUCCAUGAAGGCACCUGUCGUAGGCAAAGUGAAUGGCACUCGAGUCCCUAGACUCGUAACAGUCCCCACCCUCACCACGGACUGCGAGGACGUGCUGUUCCCGCCCCGAAUAAACAAGAACAAGCAGUCCACGCAGUUUGCUCUCAUGUGUGUGUGGAUGCCCGACGGAUCAUGCAUUGCCGCGAUGGACCAAUACUACCAACCACUCGGAACCCGAUUACCCACGAACGGGACAUUCCCCUCCUGUACCUUCGACGGGUCCCUCGUCAAUCUCACGUCCGUGUACGUGCUCGAGUCGCUUCCCACGGGCACGUCCGUCAUUUCCAUGACAAAUCUCGGCAUUCAGCGCCUCGGGAAUGAGUUGGACAUCGACCUAUUCGACGAGGACAAGAUGCAGCUUCCAGUGCUUGAACUCGUCCUCAGCAGCAACAACAUUUCGUCCAUCGACAACGUCACGUUUCCCAACCAGCUAGUGAAUUUGAGCUUAUCGAGCAACUUCAUUGGCAACAGUGCCGUGCACUUGAACGAGUCGGAGUCGCUGAAGACGUUGAACUUGAGCUACAACCGCAUCUCCCGCCUCGCCAACAUGACCCUGCCAUCUACCCUUGAAAUAUUGAACAUGUCUGGCAAUGCCCUGAAGGACGACCUGGUGUUCCCGCCCACUCCGUCGCUCGAAGUAUUAGACAUCUCAUCCAACUCCAUCAACACCAUUGCCGACGUCAAGUGGCCGUCCACUAUGACCACCCUGUACCUCGACGGCAACAACAUUUCCCACCUCUACCUCCGGUUCAAUUCGACCCUGCGCUACUUAUGCGUGGGUCGCAAUCCUCUGGCCAAAAUCACCGCCACCCAAAAGAUGCUCGACCGGUUCCAGCACCAUGCGCACCUGAACGACGCCGCCAUGUGCCCUUACGCCAACACAACGUACCCGGCUCUGUCGUGCACGUCUCGGUUGCCGUGCAACUACUCCCUGGGGGGUCUUCCCGUCUCUAUCGUGCGCGAUUCGGCGGCGGACGAAGCGCUGUUCCUGGCGACCCCGGAGGACGACCGCCUCCCGACGCUGUACAUAUCGCUGGUCGUGUUUGGCGCGGCGGUGGCCAUCGUGUUGGCGUCCGUGUGGAUGGAGCUCAAGCGCCGGGAGAGGCGGCGGAGAGAUGACUUGGACUGGCAGAGCAACGGCUCCCCCGACAACCGACCCACGCUGGCCGACAGUGCCGAACUGCUCAACGAUAUCCGGUUCGAUCCGACUUAUAAAGCGUACUGCAUUCCGUCGGCGGCGGUGACCCGCGACCGACUGAUCGCCCGCGGGGGGUAUGGCGUCGUGUACUUGGGGUCUUGGCGGGCGGGCAAAGGCAGUGCGGCGGUCCCCGUGGCCAUGAAGCGGCUGCUGCCGGACCGCCUCGCGCAUAUCCACAAUAUCGAAGACUUUAUGGAUGAAAUCCGACUCAACAGUCGGCUCAGCCACCCGAACAUCGUCACGUUCUACGGGUACACGUGGACGAGUCUGCACAACUUGUCCAUGGUGUCCGAGUUCAUGGGGCGCGGCGAUCUAUGGACGCUGCUGGAGCAAGGCAAGCAGCAGCAGGCGGAUCUGCCGUGGAACAUUUCGCCCGCCUUUCGCCUGAAUUGGAGCGUCGAGUCGACCCCGAAACCCCCUCCAGUGUUGCCGACGGAAACCAAGUCGGAAGGGCUCGUGGACUCGACGUGCGAAGUGUCCAAGGAGCGGCUGCUGCGGGACGUGGUGCAGGCGCUGGUGUACCUGCACAGCCAGGACAUCAUCCACCGAGACUUGAAGGCCAAGAACGUCAUGCUGGGUGUGUCCAACGAAGCCAAGCUGACCGACUUUGGAACGUCCAGGGAGUGCUUGACCAGUGUCACGAUGACGGCUGAGAUCGGGACGGUGGCGUGGAUCGCGCCAGAGAUCCUCAAGGGCGUGCGGUACUCGGCCAAGGCAGACAUGUACUCGCUGGGCGUGGUCUUGUCAGAGAUGGACACGCUGCAAGUGCCCUACUCCAACUCCAACCAACCCGUGUACGGCUCGCCCAAAGCGCUCGACGUGGCCAAGACGCGCAUCGCGCUGCUGGUCGUGUCGGGGGACCUCAAGCCCGAAUUUACCCCCACGUGUCCGCCAUGCAUCUUUGUUAUCGCGCAGAGGUGCCUCGCGUACAACCCCGACGACCGACCCACUGCCGCUGAAGUCCUCAGCUGGCUCAACCAGCUCCGCCUCCCCGUCAUGUCGUAGCACGAUUAAACGUUGUCGCAUAUUUAUUAACGUCACUACUCGUUAUGAUUGUUCAUUUGAUUCACGUCCCCUUCGUGUCUUGUUCGAGUUGGAAGAAUGGAUGCAGCGUCAGCUCCUCGGCCGUCGCUCGAUCUCGCGGGUUCAUCUGUCGGAAUCGGUUAAGUACAUAUUACAGACAGGAAGUUAUAUACCUCAAAGCAAUGGACACAAAAUGCCCGAAAUGCAGGGGAUACCGAGUCUGGGAUGGGGGGGGGUGCCGGGGCGGCGGCGGGGGGGGGAUUCACAAAGGCCGUACCAAAGAGCAUCUAUAGGAAAUGGACCGUUGGAGUUAGGUAGUACGUACUGUAGAGGUAGGUAGGUAGGUAUAGGUAGUAGGUA
Messenger RNA from Aphanomyces astaci, 2704 nucleotides. Its product is annotated as TKL protein kinase. Gene Ontology annotation, biological process: protein phosphorylation. The transcript has 9 exons. Lineage: Eukaryota; Oomycota; Saprolegniomycetes; Saprolegniales; Verrucalvaceae. The record is from RefSeq and is a predicted model, not a curated record. The coding region runs from base 14 to 2326 and encodes 770 amino acids. Gene Ontology annotation, molecular function: ATP binding; protein binding; protein kinase activity.